AUGCAUCGACACAGCGCUGCCGUUUCCUCUUCCUCGGACGAUGUUUCUUCCUCCGAUAAUGGUUCGUCGUUCCCGAAAGGCUCGUGCGUGGUGACAGAAUCGGACGCGUCGGAGAUUCACAUCGUACUCGUCGCCGCUCGAUACGCGCCGAAAGCGAGAGUCGUGCGAGUGUGUCCGACAUCCGGCGCGCUUUUGCGCGUGAAGAGACCCCGCGGUUGGGGAAACGACGAGGAGGAGGAAAGCGUGUUUUUUGCAUCCGAUUUGGACGCGUUGACGUACCUCAAAGAACUCGGGAAAGUAAAAAACGCGACGAGAGGGACGUGCGUUUUAGGCAUCGCGCGUUUAGGCGACCAAGUCGCCGCGCUGGUGGCGACGAAAGUGCAAAAAGCGAUGCGAUUACCUACCGGAGAGGACGUGUUUCGGAUUUGCGAGACGAAGUGGAUUAAAACGACUUCAAUUUCGAGUCCGGUGAGACUAUUGACGGAGCAAGAGAAGGAACACGCGAGAGCGUUGAUGGAUUUUCCAAUCGAUGGGUUACAUUUUUAUAGCGAGACGUUUGAUUUGAGGAAGAGUUUAGCGUUUCGAGAUUCGUCUCGUUCUUCGUCUUUGGCGUCGCCGCCGCCAAAGGAGGAGGAGGAGGAGGAAAGCGAGUGGGUGUGGAACGAGGCGAUUGCAAAACCGUUGAGAGAUGUGUUAGAGGACGAUGCGUCUCGAUACGUUCCAGUUAUGAUUCAAGGUUUAGCGGAGUGCAGAGAGAUUUUAGUGGACGCGACCGAUCCGAAGAAAGGAUCGUGGCACUUUGCGGUGUUUGGGAAACGGAGUCGAUUACACCCGGGGACGAGGUUUUUAGCGAGAGGAAUAAACGAGGACGGGAAUCCAGGGAACGAAGUUGAGAUGGAACAAAUGGUCUGGCGUUCAAGUAAUGGUAAUAGUAGUGGUAGUAAUAGUGGUAGGAAAAAAACUAUUUGGACGUCGUACGUGUGGCGCAGAGGUUCCGUGCCGCUUCGAUGGAAACAGGAGAUCAAACAAACCGUCGGCGACGCACAAAUCGAGGUGGAGACUAAAGACACGUAUAAGAAUGCCGAUCGAUAUUUUGCCCGACUGCGCGAAAGUUAUGGAGAGUGCAACCCGAUCGCGUGCGUGAACUUGUUGCGGAUUGCACCCGGGAAACCCGAGGCGGAGUUGUCCAGACAUUUCCACGAGUGCGUAGAAUUAUGUCGCAACAUUUUACCAAACGAUCCAAACUUGACGGUGACGAAUUUCGAUUGGCACACGAAUGUGAAAAGUAUGGGCGAUGCGAGUGCAGUCGAAGCGAUGUGGAAAGUACUUCGCGAUAAGAUUGGACAGCACGGUUACGGUUACGGGACGUUCGACGAAGCCACGGGGGAAAUGAUAACGCUCAGGAAACAAGCGGGCGUGUUGAGAUACAACUGCGCGGAUUCUUUAGAUCGAACGAACUUAGCCGGAUUUUUUGUUGCAGUUCAAUUGCUCGCGGAGCAAACAAAGCGUCUAGGAUUAGCGGACGUGCUCACCGACCCUGAGAGUAACUCGUUACAAUCGACGAAGCUCAUGGAGAAGGCGAAAGAGGAUCAAUUCUUGCGCUCGGCUGAUGAAGAUUUAAGCGCGCGAUUACCCGAGGGGUGGGAGUCACGUUUAGACACGACGACUGGAAGAACGUUUUACAUCGACCACAACAUGCGCUCAACGUCUUGGGCGUUACCGGACGAUUUCGUAAAAGUCGUCGACGAAGAGAGAAAAGAACGACAGACAAAACGCGAAGCUAUUCUUCAAAAACGCAAGGACGACGCCGUGAUACGCGAAAAGGAGAAAGAGGAAGCUGAACGAAAACUGUUCGAUAUGGAUAAGACUACAAACGUAUCUGAACAUUCGAUAUUUCCAUCCGAGCAAGACUCGUACGUUUGGCUCGAACGAACUGUGGACACUUUGCGAGUGAAUAUGUCUCGAGCGGCCUUAUCGGCGGCGUCGGAGGUAUACUUGCAAAACGGGGAUUUACACGCUUUGAUUUACACGUCGACGCGAGCGUCGCACACGGCGAUGAUGCAUUUGUUGGAUUCAACGACAAGUCACGAUUCAAACUCGCGGUUUAAGUCUUCGCAGUCAACGGCGUCGAACCUGAGUAUUAGCGUUCAGAGACGGUUCGUAAACUUAGUCUCGGACGGGUUCCGUCAGACGCAGUUUGAGUUGUUUUUAGGCCUUCGACGGAAAUAUUACUUUCCAAGCUUGGUGCAAGACCCGCUGGAAGAAAAGGGAAGAGUGGUGAAGUCACGAGCUUCGUUCGGUGCAUUAUUAGCGGCACCGAGAUGUGCCAUUAAUUUAGUACAGAACGGUGAAAUGCUCACCGAGGAAUCUUUUUUCCUCGGCGAAGAGUCUGGUUUAUCCGAAACUAGUGGUAGUAGCGCUUCUUCUUACGGCAACGAAAGUAAUGGUAACGACAAAGUCGCGAUCGGUCAGUUUUUUAAAUCGGUUUGGCCGUGUCCACGAAGCUCGCGUUCCGAAUCGCUCACGUAUGAAGUGCGAGAGUUUGGUGAUCAAGUCGAUAGCAGCGGUGGUGUCGAGAAUUGGUUGUUGCUAACCGACCCGAAAGGGGCGAACGAACGUUUCGCGCCAGGUCGCGUUCGCGUAACCUUUCUUUCUGCCAGUAGGAAGAAGAAAUUUUCUAUCGUACUCAAGCUUCCAAUAAUCCCAACGCAUGCGACGAUGGCAUUGCCUCUCGUAGAGUGCGCCGGGCCGUUCGACGCCGAAGAAGGCGUGUGGAAGUACAGCUAUAAGAGACUGGAUAGGAAUUUCGAAGACGUCGAGUUCUACGAGCAAGAAGGAGGUAUCGCCAGAGAACGUCAAAAUGAGAUUACUCCGAGCAGCGAAAGCGCCACAUCAAAGAUCAAAUUGACGUUUGAACCACGCACGGUGGGCACGUCACCGUCGGCGUUAGCGCUCACCAUGGCGCUCGGUCGCGUUGAAAUACUUGGUGGCGAUGAUGGCGCGUCAAUUUCAGACAAAGAUAUCGUUGGUACACUAAGCCCGGAAGAUGAGGCGUAUCUCGAGCAAAACUUUACUUUAGACGCCUACGAGCGCGUGGCAGUAGAGAUUGUCGAGCAUGCAAAUACCCAAGAUUUCGAAGACCGACUUAACGCGAACUUGAUGCUCGAGAUUUUGCGUUUACGUUUGCGUUUGACGUCAAAGUUUCGCGACGCAAAGUUUACAAACUUACGAAACGUCGAUCCCGAGAAACUCGACCCGACGACCAUGUUGCGGACGCGACGCGCCAGGCGAAUCUUGGAAAAUCUUCGAUUACAGAAAGAGAAUCCAGUGAAGCAUAGCGCCGUCGGCAACGCUACAAAUGCGUCUCAAAGCGUCGGCAAUGUAUCGUUAAAGACUUCUACUGCGGAUAAAACCAUGUCAGGCGCGACGUAUUUUCCGGAAGAGGCUCAAACGAUGUCUCGAUCGAAAACACCGAUACUCGGCGGCGCGUUGACUUCAUCCGCGAGUUUAACAUCCGUCGCUACCGCGGCGGCGAGUAAAUUUGCCGGAUUUGCGAACUCAAUCGCCAAUACGGCAGGUUCUAAGCUUAGCGGUAGUUUGAAAGAUUCUACCGCCGCCAUGGAGGGGUUAUCUAUCUCGAAUAAGAACGAAACUGGGAGAGGAGAUUCCAUCCACAGCGGCGGCGGUGGAGGCAGUCACUCCUCUCCGGAAAAGAUGGUCUCUCAUAAUAUCGUUCCUAUCUCACCGGUCUUGGUAGAAAAGAAGCGGUUGGACGACGAGAACGAACGGCGCGUGUUGACAAAGCUUUCCGUCCUUCGCGAUUUGGCGAUAUCUUUAGACGAAUCCGCGGAUGUUCUUUCGCACAGCGCUUCGUUCGGAAACGCAUCAGCGGCGAGAAUUUCGCAAGAGUUUGAUCAAUCUCCAUCCUCGCGCCUUGUGAACGACACAAAGAGCGACGACACGGCAGAAGCUAUCCUCGAAGAAUUGAAAUCGCGCUCGAGAGUGAAGAGAGAACGCGUGAAAGACGUCGCGGAAGAGACUCCCGACGACGCUCACUUUUUGACUCUUCGCGGACGCCACAUUUACUGUGCGGUUGCGUUCACCGCGACGAAAGGAUCGUCGAGGAAACUACUCAGCGUACCGGGUUCACCAUCGACUUCAUCACCAUCACCACCGACAUCAUCGCCAACGAUCGAAGUCGACGGGUUCAAAUUCAUGCCGCCUCCGAUCCCCGUCCUUUCCUCUAUUUCCUCCUCCUCUUCCUCUCUCUUCUGGUGCCUCCGCGUCUCCUCCUUCCGAAACGAAACCUUAGACGACGCCGAGCACAUUGGCGACUUCCGCAUCCCGCUUCUAAAAAACGCGCCGCGAACGCAACUCGCGUUCGAUUUCGACGGCGGCCGGAAAUCCGCGUUCGCGUUCGUCUUCGAGUUGGCGUGCGCGGACGCCGCCUCCUCCUCAGAAAGUCAAACGACCUACCACAGCUUACACUCGAGAGUGCAAAUGUUUCGGUACGUGCCCGCUGAAUGA
Messenger RNA from Bathycoccus prasinos, 4527 nucleotides. RefSeq lists its product with no specific name. Gene Ontology annotation, molecular function: phosphatase activity; protein binding. Bases 1 to 4527 code for a protein of 1508 amino acids. The record is from RefSeq and is a predicted model, not a curated record. The transcript has a single exon. Lineage: Eukaryota; Viridiplantae; Chlorophyta; Mamiellophyceae; Mamiellales; Bathycoccaceae.